Molecule: messenger RNA, 1095 nt
Organism: Magnolia sinica
Lineage: Eukaryota; Viridiplantae; Streptophyta; Magnoliopsida; Magnoliales; Magnoliaceae
Exons: 7
Coding region: 166-849 (227 amino acids)
Source: RefSeq, a predicted model, not a curated record
GGCCCUUCCCUUUCCCCUUUUAAUGGCGUAGAUCAUCCAACGAUCACCUCUCUCUCUCAGUCUCAAUCAUCUCCUCCUAUCUGUAGCAGCUUAACUCGCUAACAUACGCCUGGUGCGCUGUCGCCUCUACAGACGGAGAGAGAGAGAGAGAGAGAGAGAGAGAGAAUGACGAUCUUCCACUUCUUCAACUGCGCUAUUCUCACCUUCGGUCCUCACGCCGUCUACUACUCUGCAACCCCACUAUCGGAGUACGAUACUGUUGGAACGUCUGUUAAAGCUGCUGUUGUUUAUCUUGGGACAGCUUUAGUAAAGCUGGUUUGCCUUGCAACCUUUCUCAAAGUACCGGAGAAUGACAGUUUUGACCCAUAUCAGGAAUUGUUGAAAGCACUAAUUGGGUUUAUAGAUGUUGCUGGGCUUUAUUUUGCAUUGACACAGUUGACUCACCGGAACAUUUCCCAAAAUCAUAAAUUCCAAGCUGUUGGGCUCGGUUGGGCGUUCGCAGACUCCGUUCUCCACAGGCUUGCACCACUCUGGGUAGGCGCCAGAGGAUUAGAAUUUACAUGGGAAUAUAUUCUCCAAGGUCUUGAAGCUAAUGCUAAUCUGGUGUUGAAUGUGUCCCUUGCUGCCUUGGGAUCUUUGAUGUGGCUUCGGAAGAACAAACCCAAGACUCUGAUUCCUAUAAUUUAUGCAUGUGCUGGAAUUCUUGCAACCAUGCCAUCAAUUACAAGCUACCUGAGACGAGGUUUGGGGUGGCAUCUUCCAAAGGUUGUGGGCUUUGAACUCUUUUCAUCACUGGUCAUGGCCUUUAUUAGUUGGCAGCUAUUCAGCGCAUGUCAGAGACCUGUUUGAGGGGGGGAAAAAGAAGAAGAAAGAAACAGAUUGAGACUGAUGAGAUGAUUUGUUUUGGAAGGUUUUCGGAACGUCAUAAUCUUGUUUCAAAGGAAACACCUUCCAAGUUUUGUUUAUUGCAGUGACAUCUGUCAUGUUUUUUUCUAGCAUUGUAGAAGCUGACUCAAGCUUCAUCAUAGUUGAAUCCAUCGUCCACAAAACUAGUGUACUUUAGUGCUAAUGCUAUUCAAGGGAUUCUCUCUUUCA